AUGGCGUCGACGUGGGCCCUGCAAAAGGCGCUGCCGCCCGAGGACCCAAACGUCGUCGAGCGGGCCCUCGGCGACGGGCGCGUGCAGAUCGGCGCCUACGAGGUCCUCGAGGUCAUCGGCGAGGGCGAAUUCGCGAGCGUCUGGGAGGCGCGAUCCGCGGCCCGGCCCGGCGAGCGCCUGGCGAUGAAGGCGAUCAAGAAGGCGAGGGUCGGCGCGAAACGCAACAUCGCGCGCGUGGACCGCGAGGUCGCGGCGCUGCAGCGCCUGCGCCACGCGGGCGUCUGCCGCCUCUACGGCGUCGUCCACUCGCCGACCUACGUGUACCUGGUCAUGGAGGCCGGCGACCGCGACCUCUUCGCGUUCCUCGACGGCUACCCGCGCGGCUGCGACGACGGCACGGUCUGCGCGGUCAUGCGCAUCCUCGCGCUCGCGCUGCGCCACUGCCACAACGCCGGGGUCGCCCACCGCGACGUCAAGCCCGAGAACGUGCUCGUCGUGGGCGACCCGGCGACGUGGGGCGACGCCGAGGGAGUCGUGAAGCUCUGCGAUUUCGGGCUCUGCGCGGACGUCGCCGGCGACCCGCGGCUCACGGACUUCGUGGGGUCGCCGGGCUUCUUCGCGCCGGAGCUCAUGACGGCCGAGUCCUACUGCGGGCGCGGGGCCGACGCCUGGAGCCUCGGCGCCGUGCUCGUCGAGCUGCUCCUCGGCCACCGGGCCUUCGAGGCCGCGUGGUGCCCGCCCUACGAGGAGCUCAACGACCCGGAGAAGUUCCUCGACGGCGUCCGCCGCGCGGCGGCGCGCGUCAAGCUCGGCGCCGCCGCGGGCCCGCCCUCCGAGCCCAUGGCCGCGCUCCUCGAGCAGCUCGUCCAGAUCGACCCGGCGCGGCGCGCGACCGUCGCCGACGUCUGCGGGGCGCCCGUCUUCGGGCUCCUCCGCGACAGCCAGCGUCGAGCGACGGGAGUGUUUUUUCGCGUGAAUUUCGCCCGAAGAUGUGAGGAAAUCCGACCCCGUCGCACUUGGUAG
Aureococcus anophagefferens is the source of this 1023-nucleotide messenger RNA. RefSeq lists its product as hypothetical. The transcript has 2 exons. The record is from RefSeq and is a predicted model, not a curated record. Gene Ontology annotation, biological process: intracellular signal transduction; protein phosphorylation. Gene Ontology annotation, cellular component: cytoplasm. Gene Ontology annotation, molecular function: protein serine/threonine kinase activity; ATP binding. Lineage: Eukaryota; Pelagophyceae; Pelagomonadales; Pelagomonadaceae. Bases 1 to 1023 code for a protein of 340 amino acids.